AUCACCAGGUUAUGUGGCCACGCUCAGCAGAGACAGAUUCGAUCAGCUAAUUACCCUGAAGACCUUUUUGUUGACAAGAAAGUCCUGAAGGUGACUCACAUUGAGCAAGAAGAAACUUUGUCAAGCAGGAGGAGGGAACUCAUUGCGAAGCUGAAGUCUCACAGCAGUUUUUACAGCAGCUUGCCACAGUACAUCUGCAACCACAGCUCUGCUGUUCAGAAUGACACCCUUUGCUGGAAUGGACAAGAAGUCGUAGAGAGGUACAGUCCCCAAAUCACAAGGAAUGGAGCAAAAGCUCAGUCUGGCAACCAUGAGGUGAAGAUGAAAGGUCCUGAGCCAGUCAUCAGCCAGAUAAUCGACAAGCUGAAACACAUCAACCAGCUCCUCAAAGGGAUGGCUUUGCCCCACCGAAAAGCUCCAGGCAAAACCCCAGAGGAGGAGGAGGAGGAGAGCGGAGACUGCGAUGACGAAGAUGACUGUGGUGGAGGCUCUGGGGCUGGAGAGCUGCGAGUGAGGAACCAGCUCCGGUUCUUAGCAGAGCUGGCAUAUGACCUGGACAUGGAUGACACCUCUGCAAAUAAGCACCUUCUGAAUCAGCAAAGCAAAGAUGGCUCUGCAGUCCCCAGCAGUGACCCUGAGAGUGCAGCUGCCUGCCCAAGUCCUGCCGCUGCCAUCACCCUGGUCCCGCUGCUGCUGCUGGGCCACCAGCCAUGA
Molecule: messenger RNA, 714 nt
Organism: Acanthisitta chloris (rifleman)
Lineage: Eukaryota; Metazoa; Chordata; Aves; Passeriformes; Acanthisittidae
Product: glypican-3-like
Exons: 5
Biological process (GO): cell migration; regulation of protein localization to membrane; positive regulation of canonical Wnt signaling pathway
Cellular component (GO): extracellular region; plasma membrane; cell surface
Source: RefSeq, a predicted model, not a curated record